AGUAUUUGCUCUAUAUAUCAUCAACUCAAUAGGAAUGGAGGCAGUUGUGGGUUUAGUAAUGAAUGGUGUUGAAGGCUCGGCUUCUUCUACAGAUUCAUCAUCCUUCCUGCUUCAAAAUUCGAAUUAUAUGAGUGUUAUUAGCAGGAAUGGAGGCCUAGGGUUCACCUUUAUGCAGAUGGAGGAGCUCAAAUUACAAGCCCUAAUCUACAAAUACGUGGAAGCUGGAUUGCCUGUUCCUUCUCAUCUUAUCCUCCCAAUUUGGAACUCUGUUCUCACUUCUCUAUCAGGCUCAGGAUGCGAUCGGAGUUUGUAUGAUAACUAUAAGAACAGCAUGGAGGCUGAACCAGGAAGAUGUAAGAGAACCGAUGGUAAGAAAUGGCGGUGUGGCAAAGAAGUUGUAAUCGGUCAUAAGUACUGCGAAAGGCAUUUGCACCGUGGUCGUAGCCGUUCAAGAAAGGAUGUGGAAGCUGACGCCAUUGCUGCCACCGCCAUCGACGCAAGCCAUAAAAAUCUGUGAUUGUAACAGCUUGUAUUCCUGGAUUUAGAUCCAUUUCACGUUGAAAUCCAAAGGUUCGAUGUUGGAAAAGGAAGAUUGAUCUGAUUAUUCGGGUAUUAAA
Messenger RNA from Cynara cardunculus var. scolymus (artichoke), 617 nucleotides. Its product is annotated as growth-regulating factor 12-like. Gene Ontology annotation, cellular component: nucleus. Lineage: Eukaryota; Viridiplantae; Streptophyta; Magnoliopsida; Asterales; Asteraceae. Gene Ontology annotation, molecular function: ATP binding. The coding region runs from base 35 to 517 and encodes 160 amino acids. The transcript has 2 exons. Gene Ontology annotation, biological process: developmental process; regulation of DNA-templated transcription; DNA-templated transcription. The record is from RefSeq and is a predicted model, not a curated record.